UUGUCUAAUACUUUCUCAUUGAGAAUGAGGCUCGUCCCCCUGUCGCUUCAUCUCUCUCUCUCUCUCUCUCUCUCUCUCUCUCUGUGUGUGUGUGUGUGAGUUGUGAACUGAUCGAGAGCAGAUGUGAGAGUGUGGAUGUUUUCUGCGGGUUGGAAUGGAAAUGUGUAUGGUGGUGAAGUGUAGUGAGGUCGGAUCGUCUUUUUUAGCGUCAGUGUGUGUCCCGUUUUUCUGAAGAACACACACACACACACACACACACACCGGCAUCAGCACCAGGAUGACAGGUCAGGCUGCAGUAGAGCGCUCUGUGUCCUCUAACCGUCUCUCUGUGAGGAGCAGACUAGAGGAUGAAGCAGAAAGAGCUGAAAGUGCCAUCAGCAGGUCUGAUGGAGAUGAUGAUACAAGUUCAGAGCUGCAGCGUGUUGCUGCUCUUGAGCUUCCAAGUGCAGAAAUGCUUGAAGCCUUCAGGCAGAGGAGACCGCUGUCCAGGUUGGUGAAUCUGGUGGUGUCUCUGAGAGAAUGGGCUCAUAAGAGUUUAGUAGAGGAGGAGCAGAGACCCGAUUCUUUUCUUGAACGGUUCCGAGGGCCCCAGGCUGCAAACGACCAAACAGCUGCCUCUGCAGAAGCCUCCAAGAAAACCUUCAAGGAGAGGUGGGAAGGCUUUGUCGUAUCCCAGUCUGAUGAUAUUUAUUAUUAUUGGCUGUUCUUCAUCGCCUUGGCGUCGCUCUAUAACUGGGUCAUGCUGGUUGCCAGAGCGUGUUUUGAUAAACUACAAGAUGAGAACUUCUUCCUGUGGGUGGGGCUGGACUACAUCUGCGACAUCAUUUACAUACUGGACACCUGCAUUCGAUUGAGGACAGGAUACCUCGAGCAAGGUCUGCUGGUGAAGGACCUGGCCAAGCUGAGAGACAACUACAUUCACACUCUGCAGUUCAAACUGGACGUUCUGUCCAUCCUGCCCACAGAGCUGCUCUUCUUCGUCACGGGGUACGUACCCCAACUUCGCUUCAACCGCCUGCUCCGCUUCUCGCGCAUGUUUGAGUUCUUCGAUCGCACCGAGACGCGCACCAACUACCCCAACGCCUUUCGCAUUUGCAAUCUUGUCCUCUACAUCCUGGUCAUCAUCCACUGGAAUGCCUGCAUCUAUUACGCCAUUUCCAAGGCCUUGGGGCUCAGCUCAGAUUCGUGGGUGUAUUCUGACGUGAACAAAACCCUAGUGUUCAGCUAUGUGUACUGCUUCUACUGGUCCACGCUAACACUGACCACCAUCGGAGAAAUGCCCCCUCCAGUGAAGGAUGAGGAGUACGUCUUUGUAGUAUUUGACUUCUUGGUAGGCGUGCUGAUCUUUGCCACCAUCGUAGGUAACGUGGGUUCCAUGAUCGCCAACAUGAAUGCUACAAGAGCUGAGUUCCAGGCGCGCAUCGAUGCCAUCAAGCACUACAUGCACUUCCGCAAGGUCAACCGCACCCUCGAGACACGUGUUAUCAAGUGGUUCGACUAUCUCUGGACCAACAAGAAAGCCGUGAACGAACAGGAGGUGCUGAAGAACCUUCCAGAUAAGCUACGGGCUGAAAUUGCUAUCAAUGUCCACCUGGAGACGCUGAAGAAAGUCCGCAUUUUUCAGGACUGCGAAGCCGGACUUCUGGUAGAGCUGGUCCUGAAACUGCGUCCCCAAGUGUACAGUCCUGGGGACUACAUCUGCAGGAAAGGUGACAUUGGGAAGGAAAUGUACAUCAUUAAGGAAGGGCAGCUAGCCGUGGUGGCGGACGAUGGUGUCACACAAUUCGCAUUGCUAACUGCUGGCGGUUGUUUCGGUGAAAUUAGCAUCCUUAACAUUCAAGGUAGCAAGAUGGGCAACCGACGGACGGCUAACAUACGUAGCAUCGGCUACUCUGACCUCUUCUGCCUCUCGAAAGACGACCUAAUGGAGGCUGUGAUAGAGUAUCCAGACGCUCAGAAGGUUCUGGAAGAGCGUGGAAGGGAAAUCCUGAGAAAGCAGGGCCUCCUGGAUGAGAGUGUAGCAGCUGGAGGGCUAGGCGUAAUAGACACAGAGGAAAGAGUGGAGCGCUUGGAUGCAUCUCUGGACAUCCUGCAGACACGCUUCGCCCGCUUGUUAGGGGAAUUCACGAGCACUCAGCGCCAUCUCAAGCAACGAAUCACAGCGCUGGAGAGGCAGCUCUGUCACACGGGACUCGGGCUGCUGUCGGACCAUGAGGUGGAAGGAGAACACGCCGGUAUUCCUACACAUACACAUACACGUGCGGACGUACACACACAACCCGAAACACACACAUGGACCAUGGCUGAACCCACGUCUGAAGAGGAGAAGUAAAUCAGAUGUAAAACUGCUUUGAUACAUAUAUUAAUGAAGCCAAUAUUUUUACUUUUUACUCUUUGCAUGUACUGUAUGUUUGUAAGAUUGUACGUAUGUAUGUUUGUAUAUAUGUUUGUCUGACUAAAAGAUUCAUCUUUUUUAAACCAAUCGUGUGUAGCAGCUGAAGUACUGGAACGUUCUGUAGCUUGUGUAUGUUCUUUGCCCAAGCCCAUGUAUGACUGACCCCAUAAAGUGAAAUAGCUAGGUCUCAAACCAUUUAUUAGGUAAAGAAGUGAGGGGUGUGUACUCAUAAUAAACUACAUGUGAAUGAAAAACAACAUAAAUUUCUGGUUUCUUAAGUGUAGA
This is a messenger RNA of Hemibagrus wyckioides, 2680 nucleotides long. It is a transcript of the gene cnga2b, whose product is annotated as cyclic nucleotide gated channel subunit alpha 2b. The record is from RefSeq and is a predicted model, not a curated record. Gene Ontology annotation, molecular function: protein-containing complex binding; intracellularly cGMP-activated cation channel activity; cGMP binding. Gene Ontology annotation, biological process: monoatomic cation transmembrane transport. The transcript is spliced from 7 exons. NCBI's taxonomy places the organism in Eukaryota, Metazoa, Chordata, Actinopteri, Siluriformes, Bagridae. Bases 278 to 2332 code for a protein of 684 amino acids. Gene Ontology annotation, cellular component: plasma membrane; intracellular cyclic nucleotide activated cation channel complex.